CCGUCUCCUCCGCUCUUCUCCUGCCCGCUGACCAGGUCCUCCUCCAGCCACACAGCACCAAGCCGCGCGCAACACAUCAACCGCAAACAUGACCAGGAAAUUCUUCGUAGGUGGGAACUGGAAGAUGAACGGCGACAAGAAAAGCCUGGGGGAGCUCAUCCACACCCUGAAUACCGCCAAGUUGGACCCCCACGUCGAGGUUGUGUGCGGCGCUCCAUCAAUCUACCUGGACUUUGCCAGGUCCAAGAUGGAUGCUAAAAUUGGUGUGGCUGCUCAGAACUGCUAUAAAGUUCCCAAGGGGGCCUUCACUGGGGAGAUCAGCCCUGCGAUGAUCAAGGACUGCGGCGUGCACUGGGUGAUCCUGGGACACUCUGAGAGGCGCCAUGUCUUCGGAGAGAACGAUGAGCUCAUCGGUCAGAAGACGGCCCACGCUCUGGAGAAUGGCCUCGGCGUGAUUGCUUGCAUUGGCGAGAAGCUCGACGAGAGAGAGGCUGGCAUCACCGAAAAGGUGGUCUUUGCUCAGACCAAGGUCAUCGCAGACAACGUGAAGGACUGGAGCAAGGUUGUGCUCGCCUAUGAGCCUGUGUGGGCCAUCGGCACCGGCAAGACGGCGUCCCCACAGCAGGCCCAGGAGGUCCACGCAAAACUGAGGGAGUGGAUGAAGACUCACGUGUCUGAGGCAGUGGCCAACUCCGUGAGGAUUAUCUAUGGAGGUUCUGUAACUGGCGGCACCUGCAAGGAGCUCGCCUCCCAGCAUGACGUGGACGGCUUCCUCGUGGGAGGAGCCUCCCUCAAGGCCGAGUUUGUUGACAUUAUCAACGCCAAGGCAUAAAACCCGGGAAACGACAACGACGAGACAGUGUCCAAAUCAGAAGGCCAACUCCAUUAAGAUGAGCCCGUUUCAUCACCUCUAAAUCCCAGCACUUAGAACUGUACCCCCCCCUCCCCUUUUUUUUUUUAUUCAAAGUAUUUGUGUCAUGAUGUUAUUCCUUCUGUUUCCCUUUUUUUUUUGUAUUUAGUUAAGAAGAAAUAGGGACAGGUUGACACAUGCACUGUACUGCACAGAAAAGGAUUAGGUCCACUAAGAUGGCAUGUAUGCUUAUUAAACUCCACACAAGUGCUUCAAGCUGUAAAACCAGCACCCGACAAGUCCACAAGCAGCAAACAUGCCUUUUACUUGAAAAGUUUACAGACAUUUGUGUGUACUGUGUCAAAGGCUCUUGUCGAUCACAUUACCUUACUUGUCUUUCUAACACAGGCAUCUUUUUGUGUCGUUAUGAUGUUUCGUAACUUAAACCUCCCUGUAGACGUGCAUGACCCGCUCCCCAAUUGGCUCUUUUGCCCAAGAGGGGAGGUGUCCACUUCCAUGUGAAUCAUAUUGUAAUCAUGGCCGAUGGGUAGGAGGAAGGGAGGGUGUAAAAGCAACAUUAUAAUAAACGGUUUAGAGACUG
This is a messenger RNA of Lampris incognitus (smalleye Pacific opah), 1451 nucleotides long. RefSeq names its product triosephosphate isomerase 1b (gene tpi1b). Gene Ontology annotation, biological process: glycerol catabolic process; glyceraldehyde-3-phosphate biosynthetic process; gluconeogenesis. The transcript is spliced from 7 exons. Lineage: Eukaryota; Metazoa; Chordata; Actinopteri; Lampriformes; Lampridae. Gene Ontology annotation, molecular function: triose-phosphate isomerase activity. Gene Ontology annotation, cellular component: cytosol. The record is from RefSeq and is a predicted model, not a curated record. The coding region runs from base 89 to 832 and encodes 247 amino acids.